Thermochaetoides thermophila DSM 1495 is the source of this 555-nucleotide messenger RNA. RefSeq lists its product as uncharacterized. Bases 1 to 555 code for a protein of 184 amino acids. The transcript has 4 exons. Lineage: Eukaryota; Fungi; Ascomycota; Sordariomycetes; Sordariales; Chaetomiaceae. The record is from RefSeq and is a predicted model, not a curated record.
AUGCGCCCCACUUCUCUUCCCAUUUUCCUCCUCCUCUCAUCCCCUAUCACCCCAGCACUCUCCCUCCCUUCUUUACCAACAACCCUAACCACCAACAUCGCCAUAUCCCUCGCCCGAAUCCAUAGCAUCCCCAUCCCUCCUUCCCUCCUCGAGGCUUCAGCCCUCAACAUCGACGUAUGGGGCCCGAUCCCAGACGACGCUGUUCGCGUCCCGCUUCCCAACAGCACUGACCUAUAUGGCUUCCUUUCUGAGCCGGGGACCAGGGCAAAUGUAUGGGCUAGGGCGCAGGGCGAGCUGGAUAAGUUUGAGGAGGAAUUGAGGAGGUGGGAAUUCAUCGGGGGGUUGGAGAGGAGGCAGCGGGGGAUUGGCAAUGGCAAAAACUUCUACAUCCCCAACUUGCAGUACGACAUAUAUUACGCCCCGCCCCUGGGCUCAGGGGACUACGCUGCGAUAGCUAACCGAAGGGAGCAGGGCGUGUGGCCCGCUCGCGGCGCGCCCGAGGAAAAGGCCUUUGAAAGGUUUGUGGGAGAGGUUGUGCGAGAGAGUGGUGCUUAG